Molecule: messenger RNA, 2279 nt
Organism: Protopolystoma xenopodis
Lineage: Eukaryota; Metazoa; Platyhelminthes; Monogenea; Polystomatidea; Polystomatidae
Source: the annotation of a GenBank genome assembly
GUUCUGGCCAAAUUCAACUGUGGCAAUUUCUCCUCGAGCUGUUGGCCGACAGUCGCAAUGUGACCUGUAUUACUUGGGAGGGUACCAAUGGGGAGUUCAAACUGAUCGACCCUGACGAAGUGGCCCGUCGGUGGGGUGAGCGAAAGUCGAAGCCCAACAUGAACUAUGACAAACUGAGUAGGGCGCUCCGCUAUUACUAUGACAAAAAUAUUAUGACCAAAGUGCACGGCAAGCGCUACGCCUACAAAUUCGACUUUGCCGGUCUUGCUCAAGCCAUGCAACCGCAGCCCCAGCUAACUUCAUACGCUGCCGCCACUGCAACCGCGCCUGCCGGCUACAUUGCAUCCACUUUGACGCCCUCCUCGUCGCCACCGGGUACAGUCUGUUCUUCCGUUGCCUCGGCAAACGGUAAAAAUCGUCUUACUACUUCUGGAUUCACAGCCAAUGCCAGACGGACUGCUUGCCACAACGGCAACAGCCUAGGCUGCAAUGCUGCCGCUUUAGGCUUUCCGCCGAGCAUCUCAAUUUCCUCAAUGGCAUCGACAAAUGCCGCUUUAAUGACAUCCUCAUGCCUCUCGGUUGCGCUCAACAGCGCUCAGCAGCAGCAAUCACUUUCUUCUCAUUCUCAUAGCACCACACCAUCGGGUAGCCUGCAGACACAGGCGCCCAUUUUCAGCACAAACCUCACAUAUUCAAAUGCUUCACAAUUGAACUCUGGCUUUAAUGUAUUCACGCAUCCAAAUGUUGGAAUGAAUACCUUUCCAGCUUUGCACGAGGCCAGUCCUGAAGAAAAGCCCGCCACCGAAUCGGUCUCGUCCUUAACCCCGCCUGGAACACAGACAUUCGGCACCAUGCGAGAUUAUGCCUCCCCCAGUCUUUUUCUUGGCUCAUCAUCUGUCCAGAAUAUGGCAUAUCCAGACAUCUUAAGCAUGUCGUAUACUCAAUUAGGAGGCUCAGAAAUGCCCGCUUAUCGACAGAGUGGACCGGUUUUUGGUCAUGGAGCUCAACAAUUGGCCUCUUCUCAUCUUUUCAAUGUGCAUCCCUCGAAUCACGUCCCCCCACUUCAGCACUCAUUAGCUCAAACCGUACCACCACAGUCUUCACACGAUGAUUCACAUGCUCGUGUCCCCUCGACUCCACCCACCACCUCGACUGAGGUCUCCUCUUCCUGCUCAUCUGGUUUCUCUGCCUUCCAUCUUUCGGUCAACGUGCCUAAUAAUCUGGCCGACCAGGUGACGGCAAGCCGAGACGGCCUGAAUGCAGACUGUGACAGCACCAGAGCAGGUAUGAUGCACAUAUCUCCACUCUUCGAUCAAGUAGCUCAGGCGUUGAGCAGAGGUGCCAGUCUGGGACAACAGACACAAUUCAAUUGUCUGUCAGCAAGCAGCAUCAGCAACGAGGGGAAUGUAACUCAUUUAAGCAGCUGCAGUCCGAGUAGAAGCCCUUCGUCGGGAGGCAGCGGAGGAGGCAUUGGCGGAGUUGGAGUGGGCAGUUGUGCUGAAGGCGUAGAUAUAAACGAACUUUGCGAGAAUGGACUAGAUGAGGCUGGUCCAGGAAAAGGAGAAAAUGUGGGCAAGGAGGCUGAGCGAUGCCAGGCGAGUGAUGCCAAUAAGGCAGCAACACAAGUUGGACGAGAAUAUAGAGUUAAAGGACACGAAGUCUCUACCUCAGAUGGAGACUCGCAUCCUUCUUUGUCGUCAUUCUGCUCCUCGUCAUCAGCCUCAUCAUCAUCUUCAUCCUCUUCUUCCUCAUCCUUUCAUAGACCGAUUUUGCCAACCAAUGCAUUGCAGAUUUCGCCCUCCCAGUGCGAUUCUCCCCAUACCUCACCCGUUGCCCUUCUCCCUCCUCCUCUGUCUUCUUCGCCUCCACUGCAACAUAUUAUCUCGGAGUCGGUUACUCAGUCUGCUCAGGUCUAUUGGCCUCCUUCGCAUCGGAAGUCGCAUGUGACCGUCGUUUCUGGAAGAGUUGAUUUACCGGAAGACGAUAACGGCCAAGCUAAUCGGAGUCAAAUUUCUCCUUCAAAACACAAACCAAUGGUGACCAUGGCCUCUUGGUUGCUGCAGCCACAGCUCCCACCCUCGCCUCAGCGUCCAUUCCCAAGGCUCCCAGAUGCACGUGGGGCCGGUGGAAAUGGAGUGACUAAAAGGCAACGUGAUGCUACUGCCGAGCUAAAGCCAGCAACUAAUAAUGCUUCAUCAUUAAACAGCCUAGGAAUAGUCAAUUGUGCCGUUAGUGCGGGCAGGACUAUUUCAAGCACCAGGGCUCAGUUUAUGCAGUAG